CCAAAUCGGUGUUCGACCAAAAAAAUUUGAGUAGAAAAUGCAUCGGACCUUGAACAGAUUUUCGGUACUCGACUAGCCGAGUCGACCCGAACGCGCUCCUCGGCCCUUCUCGGCCCUUCUCAGCCCUUCUCGGCCAGCGGGUAAGCGUCAGUUCGACUCAGACCACCAGCAGAGUAAGACGUACGCAGUUUGUUCGAGUAUUUCUUCCCAGAUUUAAACUUUUUCAUAUUGCUCUAGCCCUUAAUAAUGGGUCCAAAGAAAGACAGUGAUAAGGGGAAGGCAAAGAGGAAAACAGUGAGGACCACUAUUGAACUGAAGAAGGAAAUUAUAGCAAAAUAUGAAAGUGGUGUACGAGUGUCCGACCUCGCGUCGCAGUACGAAAUGGCAAAGUCAACCAUUUCCACUAUCUUAAACCAUAAGGAAGUGUUAAAGAAAGCUGAUGCUGCAAUGGGAGUGACAGCAAUUAGUAAGCAAAGGCCUCAGAUAAUGGAAGAAAUGGAGAAGUUGCUUCUUAUCUUCACCAAGGAAAAGAUGUUGUCAGGGGACAGCAUUAGUGAAGCUCUCAUCUGCGAAAAAGCUCUUCAAAUUUACGAAGAUCUAUUGAAAACUACUGGAGGUGAAAGUGCUAGUUCAUUUACUUUCAAGGCAAGCAAGGGAUGGUUUGAAAAAUUUAGACAUAGAACGGGAAUUCAUAGAAUUACCAGGCAUGGGGAGGCAGCCAGUUCGGACAAAGCAGCGGCUGUGAAAUAUGUUACAGAAUUCAGCGAGACCAUCAAGGCUGAAGAGUAUGUUCCUGAACAAGUGUUUAACUGUGACGAGACCGGCCUGUUUUGGAAGAAAUUGCCAGCCAAUACGUACAUCACAAAGGAGGAGACAAAAAUGCCUGGUCACAAGCCUAUGAAGGACAGGCUAACGCUGUUAUUGUGUGCCAAUGCUAGUGGAGACUGUAAGAUCAAGCCCUUAUUAGUGUAUCAUUCAGACAAUCCCCGUGUAUUCAAGAGAAAUAACAUCAUAAAAACUAAGUUACCAGUUAUGUGGCGAGCUAACACUAAGUCUUGGGUCACAAGACAAUUUUUUGCUGAAUGGAUCCAUGAAGUGUUUGCUCCCCAAGUUAAGGCAUACCUCAUAGAAAAGAAGUUGCAAUUAAAAUGUCUUUUAGUGAUGGACAAUGCCCCUGCACACCCUCCAGGUCUAGAGGAUGACUUAACAGAUGAAUACAGUUUCAUCAAGGUGAAGUUCUUGCCCCCCAAUACUACUCCCUUACUCCAGCCUAUGGACCAACAGGUAAUUGCUAACUUUAAAAAACUGUACACCAAGGCCCUCUUCCGAAAGUGUUUUGAUGUGACAUGUGAUACCCAGUUGACCCUUAGAGAAUUUUGGAAGGAUCACUUUAAUAUCCUCAAUUGUGUUAACAUAAUAGACCAAGCUUGGGGUAACGUCACUUAUAGGACAUUAAAAUCUGCAUGGCGAAAACUUUGGCCUGAGUGUGUACCUGAGAGGGACUUCGAGGGUUUCCAGUAUGAGGCUGGUCCAAGCACUGCUGCUGUUAUUCCUGCUGGUACAUGUACUACUGAAGAAAAUGCUGUCAUGGAGGACAUUCUUUCCAUGGGAAGAAGUAUGGGCAUUGAGGUCAACAGGGAGGACAUCGAUGAGCUUGUGGAAGGCCACUCUUCUGAGUUGACCACAGAAGAGUUAUUGUACCUGCAACAACAGCAACAGCAAGAUUUGGUUCAGGAGCAGGAAUCCUCAGAAGAUGAGGAUGUAAGAGAGGAGGCUUCCAGUGCAGUGAUCAAUGACAUGUGUGCUAAGUGGGGUGAGUUGCAGGCAUUUGUUGAAAAAUACCAUCCUGAUACAGCAGUCAGUAACCGUGCUGUGAUAAUUUUCAAUGACACUGUUAUGGCGCACUUCCGAAAAAUAGUGCAGAAAAGGCAGAAGCAACUGACAAUGGACAGGUUCCUUCUUAAAGAAAAGAGGAAGGCUACUGCCCAGCCAGAUUCACCUCCACGGAAGAGAGAGAGAAGGGAGAAAACCCCUGAAGGCGCGUUACCUAGCGUCAUCAUGGAAGGGGAUUCCCCUUCCAAGGAGUAACCCUCCCUCCCGUCCUCUCCACAUCCAUUCCUGUAUGCCAUCAACCACUCUCCAAAACGUAAGUAA
Messenger RNA from Scylla paramamosain (green mud crab), 2154 nucleotides. RefSeq names its product tigger transposable element-derived protein 1-like. The transcript has a single exon. Gene Ontology annotation, molecular function: DNA binding. Gene Ontology annotation, cellular component: nucleus. The record is from RefSeq and is a predicted model, not a curated record. Lineage: Eukaryota; Metazoa; Arthropoda; Malacostraca; Decapoda; Portunidae. The coding region runs from base 247 to 2088 and encodes 613 amino acids.